Messenger RNA from Suillus subaureus, 1307 nucleotides. RefSeq lists its product as uncharacterized. Lineage: Eukaryota; Fungi; Basidiomycota; Agaricomycetes; Boletales; Suillaceae. The coding region runs from base 193 to 1179 and encodes 328 amino acids. The record is from RefSeq and is a predicted model, not a curated record. The transcript has 4 exons.
AUGAUUCUCUUCCUUCUCACAACGUCCACCAUGUCUCUCUUCGAGCGCACUACGAGAGAGUGCUCGACUAGACCCCCGCGACUCCAACCAUCGCCUUCCCUUCCCAAUUUACGGUGAGCCGAGCACCUUCCUAAGCCGGGCAUCAUUAUUUCAAUAUCACUCACCCCUUGCUAUAGACCAAGUCCGCGAGAGAUGGUUACAUCUCGCCACGUGGCUCCCCCGCAAUCAUCGAACUUGCGUAAUUCGGCUUCUCCAAUACCCCCGCAGCCCUCUACUAGCAAGGAUACUAGUCGUUCAAAGGCUUAUACUAGGAAGCCUACGGCAACAAGUCAUUACCUCACGCCACCUCUCACGCCAUCAUCAUCUCUUCAGAGUGAUGGCACCGAUCAUGAAUCCACAGACCCCAACAUUCCCAUUACUGAUCUCAAGGGUCUCACCCUCGCUGAUUCUGGUCCCGAGAGUAAUCAGCACAGCAGGUUUCUGAUCAUCGGAAAUGCACCCAGUGAUCUAUCCGAGGACGUCAUUGCUCAAUAUUUCAAGAGUAUUUCGUCUCCUAGCAUCACUAGCCCUAUGGCGCGUUCCAUGCGCCGCUUUGCGUCAAAACCGAUCCAGAAAAUUUUCCGCAGGAGUCCGGAAAAUCGGGAUUUUAUAGUUGCAUUUUAUGACGUACGCGAUGCUGAACGUGCCAAACGUAUCAUCGAGUCAAGGGCGUCUAAACGGAUGCAAGAUGAUAGUAAGGUCAUCCCGAGUGUGCAAGCUACUGGUGUCGCUUGGCAAGAGGCGUUAACAUGCCGUCUUGCGGAAACUGGUCAUUGUGCAGAGCUUCUGGGCGCCUUGUCUCCCGUCUUCAUGACACAGACAGAGGGCGUGUUCUGCAUAUCCGUUAAUGAUACUUCGCCCACUCCCGAUUUUUCUACUUCUCGCACCCGGAGGCAUUUUGCCAUUCCGGUCAAAAUCAGGAGUGUGUUGGAAAAAUAUGGGGACGUUAAAGCCUUCAACUGCAUUAACGUCGAAGACAUCGAGAGCUCUACUCAGGCAAGUCUCUCAUCAUUUGCCCAUUCUUGUCUGUGUUUCGUUAUCCACUUCCUGCAAUUAGCCUGUAGCGUGCACUUUGGGCCUACCACGUACGGGCUUCCCUUUCGACCACUCAGUUUCCGACGUCAUCCUUCCCAUAAUUGAUAAGUCGUUAACCUUUUAAACGACCUAGAUUUUUCUAGCGGAAUAUUUUGAUGUCCGAGAUGCGGACGCAGCUUGGGAAGAGCUAGACGGACGUGUCGUGGAUAGCCUGGAACUUCGUCUUUUCAGCA